CCCCGGAAGACUUGCAUAAACAACCCGCUGAGGUGCACGCAGCCACUAAAAAGGACACGGAAAAAUCUUUAUAAAUAACAUUUUGCAAUCUUGUAAAUAUGAACAAAGUUGUCGGCGCCUUACGGAGGACAUUUGGCAUAGUACGCGAGCACGUCGGGACAGAUCAUUUGGGGAAUAAGUACUACUUUGUACCCGAACAGAAGACAUGGACAGGGAGGCAUGUCCAUGCCAAGAGGAUGGUGCAGGCCUUCAAUCCGAUAGAGUUUGAAUACAUGGAAGGCAGCAUACCAACAGAGUGGGACGCUUGGAUCCGAGGCAGAAGGAAGGAGCCUCCCUCUGUUGAGGAGUUGGCAAAGAACGAGGCCUACAGGCAGCAGAUCAAGCUGAAGGCCAAGGAGUGCGAGGAGAAAGACGCUCUCCUCAAAGUGAAGGAAUUCAAAGACGGUCUGGUGGCGAUGCCUUCCAAAACGGUGGCGAAGGGUCACGCGGCCGCCACCAGCUUUGGCAAGGAAGACAUCAGCGAGGAGCCCACGAGUACCGCCAACACCUUUCAGCCGGGCUCCUGGCGGCCUAAUCCCAAAAAUUAAAGACUAAAAAUACGUCCACCAUGGACAGUACUGUGCAACACAAUCUGAUGGGAAUCUUUUUUUUUUUUUUUUACAGCUCCUGCAUUGGAUCACUAUAGAUUGUACAGGUGUACCUAAUAAAGUGGCAAGGUCUGUCAAUAAACAAGGCUGACAGCAACAUGAAGGUACUUCGCUGAAAUUGUAUUCCAGUACAAGUAAAAGCCUCUUCAAGUAUAAGUAAAAAAAAGAUUAAAAUCCACUUGGAUUACUUUUUAAGGGUAGUUGGUCUCCUGUGUACUGCCGAAAUGGAAAAAGUGAUGAAGUAUAAAAACAUGUGUUCUUUAUUAUUGUUGCAUUAAUAAAAUAA
Messenger RNA from Entelurus aequoreus (snake pipefish), 933 nucleotides. It is a transcript of the gene ndufaf2, whose product is annotated as NADH:ubiquinone oxidoreductase complex assembly factor 2. The record is from RefSeq and is a predicted model, not a curated record. Bases 99 to 587 code for a protein of 162 amino acids. Gene Ontology annotation, biological process: mitochondrial respiratory chain complex I assembly. The transcript is spliced from 4 exons. Gene Ontology annotation, cellular component: membrane. Lineage: Eukaryota; Metazoa; Chordata; Actinopteri; Syngnathiformes; Syngnathidae.